AUACACACACACGGGUAGCAGAAGUGGCACUGCUGCCACAAAUCCUUUGUUCUUUACCUUUUAACACUUCCUUCUCUGUCCUCAGCCCUUUCUGAGCUGGAGUCUUCCUGCCCUCACUGGCCCCAUAUACCCGGGCACUCUGUACUGGGGGAGAUCAGGCUCUUGAUGAGCAGGGAAUUGGAGUCAAUGAUCCGUAUGGAUCCCCGCCAUCUUGAGAUACUUUAUGAUUCUAAAUAUUUUGAUGGCUCCUUUGGGGAUAGAAAUGGUUUAACCAGCAAUGCCAAGGGUAACCUGAGGAAUGCAAGGGGAGGGGCUGGGACAGAAACCCCUCAUGGAACCCUCAUGGAACCAUGUGUGACCAGUAUAGCCAGUGUUUGUGAGGUCAAGGUCGCGGGCAGGAGCCCCGCUGCUGUUCCUGGGGACAGCCAGACCUCUCACAACACCUCUGGUAGGAACUCGCACCAACAGGCCAUGGCCAACGCGGGGCUGAAAACUCUGGUGCCAUCGAAGGAGAUCAGGGAGGCCGUGGACCCCAUAUCAGGCACCCACGCUCAGCCUGCAGCCUCCAGGUGCCUGCUGAGCCCUCAGGCCCUCGCCAAGCCCUCAGUCGCCUCUUUCCUCGGGUAAAAGGCAGCUCAGGGUGGGCUGGCAACUGGGAACAAAGUGGAGGAGCAACUGUGGGCUGAGAGGAGGCAGGAGGAUCCUGCUGGUCAUUACUGGAAGGUUCUGGAUGUGGGCACUGGGGAAGCUCCAGGGUCCCUGGAAGGGCUGCAGAGUCAGCUGGGGUUGUUGGGGGGCACUGGGGAAGGUAGAGAGGCAAGGGGGAGACUGGGAAGUUGAUGGCGGUAUUGAGGGUUAUCACUGGCAACACAGGGGCAAUGGGGUUGAUGGAGGGGUUACAGAGGUCACAGGGGAACCAGGACUUGUGUGUGCUUCUCAUGGCCUUGGGGGUCCCUGUCACUGCCUCUGCCUCACGUUAUGUCAGUGCCCCCAGCGUGGAGUUCCCGAGGAGCGCUCCUUCCUCAAGCUGCUGCACCCUGAAGCGAACCUUUGGCUCUACCAAUUUGCUGCUGCUCAGCCUGGAUGAUGCUGAUGACACCGCAGAGGAGGAGGAGGAGGAGGAGGAAGCGGCUUCCCCAGGCCCCUGCCUGCACUCGCCAUGCCCCAAGGAUAACACUGAGCCCAUUGCCCCACCGGCAGUGUGCCCCUCCAGACAUCCCUGCGUUCACAACAGACCCCUUGGGAGAUUGUGCCCUGUUGCUGAUUGUUGAGAGCUGUCCAGAAUCCUUCUCGUUAAGAUCCUGCUGUGCUCCUGAGGCGUUGCGUUACCUGGUACGACGACAGCUCUCACCAGAAUGCUAAGCAGCAGCCGCCGUCAGAGAGAGUAAGGCCAGUGGUGGGAAUAGAACUGUGAAGUCACCGUCAAAGGUCCUGAAACCACGAGUGAAGAAUCCAAGUGGACCUAAAAGCAGACCAGUUCCUGUCUCCAGGUGGGACUGCGCUCCAGCCUGUCGCCAGCCGGAUGCCGUGGGAAGCACAGAGCCUUCUGAGAGCUGCUGUUCGAGUGGAUGCUGAUUGAGUGGCCUAAAAUGUGAGCAGCCUGGUGCAGCCCCCGCUCUUCUAGCAGGCUUGGUGUGCGGCCAGCGGCUCUGCGCAGAGACCAUCUAGCAUGCUCCUCCAGCCGGGCCACUCAGCGGGUGCCAACAGCAGCCGUUUGGUUCCAGGGACACCAGGCUGACUUCACACCAACCGGGCAUCGGACCUGCAGAGCAGAAACUGGGCUGGUGCUUCUGGAGCAGCCAGUCCAGAGAUCUGCUCUUUGAAAGGCUUUGGACACCUCUUCCUCUGCCUGCACACUUGUGAAGAGUCAGUGCUGGGCAUUAAGUGCAGCUCAGCCCAACUCAGCUGCUGUCUAUGAGUUUCUUCUGUGUUAAAGUUGGGCCAGAACCAGUUUCAAGGCAGCUAGAAGAAGAACCGACCUUCCUUUCUCCAGUCUGUUGGGAUCUUUACAGCAGCCCAUGCCGCAGCGCCUCGCCUGUUCCACCCGAACUGCCCGUGCCACUGGCUUGGACCUAACCUAGGAUAAAUCUCAGCGUGGCCUGGGCAGGGGGGAACCAUGGGGAGCUCUGCCUCAUCGCUGGCCGCAGAGACGGAGUCGGACCAUGGCUUCGCUAGCGCACCCUACCCGGGGCACCCAGCUGUGAGCUGGUAUAGGAGUAGUCACAGUGGUCCCGUUUGGGAAAGUGCCCUUAUAACGCGGCAGCAUCAGCACUUACACCACCGGGUGCGAAGCCACUCUCACUCUCCUGGCUCCAUGGCUGCCGUCCGCGAGUGGUCCUGCACCCGCUGCACGUUUCUGAACCCUGUUGGCCAACGACAGUGCUCCAUCUGCGAAGCCCCUCGGCAGAAACCUGACCUCAAUCACAUCCUGCGGCUCAGCGUGGAGGAACAGAAAUGGGCUUGUGCCCGCUGCACCUUCAGGAACUUUCUGGGCAAGGAGACCUGUGAGGUAUGUGGCUUCACCCCAGAGCCAGGGCCCAGCGGCUCCCCCUUGCCCGUCAUCAACGGCAUCUUGCCCAAGCCCGCCGUGCUUGUGGAGCCCAAGGGCACACCCAAGGAGGAGGCUGCCAAGGCAGAAAGCAGCAGUGAGGACUCAGAGGGGAAGAGCCCUGAUGAAGCGGAGCUGGAGAGUGGCUGGGCUUGCCAGCGCUGUACGCUGCACAACACGCCAGUGGCCAAUUCCUGCUCUGCCUGUGGUGGUCCGCGCAAGCUCUCCCUGCCCAAGAUCCCACCAGAGGCGCUGGUCGUCCCUGAAGUCAUCACCCCUGCUGGAUUUCACAUCACCCCCUCCACCCCACAGCCUGUAGUCUCUGCAGAGAUCUCUGAUGGUGACGCUGUGGCUACCCAGGGCCCAGUGGCUAUGGAACAAGAGUCCCAGAAGAUACCAGCCUUCAGUCCCUUCUCCCCGGGGCUCCAGAACAACCCCGUGCCCCGAAGCCGUCGUGAGGUGCCCCCCCAGUUGCAGAUGCCGGGGCCUGAAGCCUCCCAGCCUGUGGCUCAGAGCACAGCAGGGCAGAAGGGCUCUCCGCAGGGCCAGGCCAGGCCGGCCCCGGCUGCUCGCUUCCAGGAGCUGCUCUCCAACAAGCGGCUGAGUGUACUGGAGGAGGAGAUGGAAGUCAGUCCAUCCCACUGGAAGUGCAGCUCCUGCUCCCUGCUUAACUCUGCCGGGGCUGGCAAAUGCGAGGCUUGCAGCGCCCAGAAAGGCAGCGACACCAUCAAUGUAGUGGGAGACUCCGUGAGAUUCACUCCCUGCAGCCCCUCCAGCCCUGACUUCACCACCUGGUCCUGUUCCAAGUGCACCCUCAAGAACCCUACCCUGGCUCAAAAGUGCAAAGCCUGUGGCUCCUCUAAACUGCAUGGCUUCCAGGAGCAUGGGACACAGGGCGAGCCGUCCUCCCGCUGCCCCGACUGCGGGGCUUCUGACAAGGGCAGCUGCUCCUCCUGCAGUGGCAAAGCCCCCUCUGCCCGCAAGGUCGCCCGCCUCUUCCCAUCCCAGCUGCCCAGUGGCCAGGAGAGGCCAGGCCAGUGGGCUUGUCCUGCUUGCACCUUGCUGAACGAGCUGAAAGCCAAGCACUGCGUGGCCUGCCAUACCCCGCAGCAGUACAUGGCUCAGCGCAAGGGCCUCAAGCCCCUGAAGAGACGGGAGAGCAUGCAUGUGGAGAAGAGGCGGCAGACAGAUGAGGGAGAGGCCAAAGCCCUUUGGGAAAACAUCGUGACCUUCUGCCGGGAGAACAAAGUCAAUUUUGUCGAUGACAGUUUCCACCCUGGGCCCAAGUCGGUGGGAUUCCCGGAAGGAGACAGCGUGCAGCAGAGGGUGAAACAGUGGCUGCGACCUCACGAAAUCAACUGUAGCAUCUUCAAAGACCGGUCGGUGAAGUGGUCGGUGUUUCGGACACCCCGGCCCUCGGAUAUUUUGCAGGGACUGCUGGGAAACUGCUGGUUCCUGAGUGCCCUGGCCGUGCUGGCUGAGCGGCCGGAGCUGGUGGAGAGGGUGAUGAUCACCAGGACGCUGUGCCCCGAGGGUGCCUACCAGGUGCGGCUCUGCAAGGACGGCACAUGGACCACGGUGCUGGUGGACGACAUGCUGCCAUGCGAUGAGUGCGGGUACCUCCUCUUCUCACAGGCCCAGAGGAAGCAGUUGUGGGUUGCCCUCAUUGAGAAGGCGCUGGCCAAGCUUCAUGGUUCGUACUUUGCCCUCCAGGCAGGGCGUGCUAUUGAAGGCCUGGCUACACUAACGGGUGCCCCCUGCGAGAGCCUGAUGCUGCAGGUCAGCUCCACUAACCCUCGCGAGGAGCCCAUUGACACUGACCUCAUCUGGGCCAAAAUGCUGAGUUCUAAGGAGGCUGGGUUCCUCAUGGGUGCAUCCUGUGGUGGAGGCAACAUGAAAGUGGACGAUGUGGCCUAUGAGAGCAUGGGUCUGCGGCCUCGGCACGCCUAUUCCAUCCUGGACGUGCGGGAUGUCCAAGGCUUCAGGUUACUGCGUCUGCGAAACCCUUGGGGCCGCUUCUCCUGGAACGGCAGCUGGUCCGACGAGUGGCCACACUGGCCAGCUCCCUUGCGUCACGACCUGAUGCCCCACGGCAGCAGCGAGGGCGUCUUCUGGAUGGAGUACAGCGAUUUCAUUAAGUAUUUCGACUCUGUGGAUAUCUGCAAGCUCCAUUCUGACUGGCACGAGGUGCGUGUGCAGGGCAUGUUCCCCAACAAGGCCAAUGGGCCAGUGACGGUGACAUCGCUGACGGUGUUGGAGCGUGCCGCCCUGGAGUUUGCCCUUUUCCAGGAGGGCAGCAGGCGGUCAGACACAGUGGACAGCCACUUGCUGGAUCUGUGCAUCAUGGUUUUCCGGGCCACAUUCACCAGCGGGAACAAGCUGAGCCUGGGCCGGCUGAUGGCUCACAGCAAACGAGCCGUCAAGAAGUUCGUCAACUGCGAUGUCAUGCUGGAGCCGGGCGAGUACGCUGUUGUGUGCUGUGCCUUCAACCACUGGAGUGCGGCCCUGGCAGGCCCCGCCACCACCCAGGCAUCCAGUCCCACCAGCAGCCGACCAGCCACUGAUUAUUCCAGCUAUAUCUUGGCCAUCUACAGCUCCCGCCUGGUGAUGGUAGAGCAGGUGGAGGCGCAGCCCACCACGCUGGCCGACGCCAUCAUCCUGCUGACCGAGAACAAGGGCGAGCGGCACGAGGGCCGCGAGGGAAUGACCUGCUACUACUUGACGCAUGGCUGGGCAGGACUCAUCGUGGUGGUGGAAAACCGGCACCCCAAGUCCUACCUGCACGUCCAGUGUGACUGCACCGACAGCUUCAACGUUGUUUCCACGCGCGGCAGCCUCAAAACACAGGACAGCGUCCCCCCGCUGCACAGGCAAGUGUUGGUGAUCCUCUCCCAGCUGGAGGGUAACGCCGGCUUCUCCAUCACCCACCGCCUAGCACACCGCAAAGCCACCCAGGCCUUCCUCAAUGACUGGAUGUCGACAAAGGGCACCCACAACCCGCUGCUUACACCCGAGGUCGCUGGGCUCCAUGGCCCCCGGCCCCUAUGACAAAGCGCCUCCUCCUCCCUGCUCCGUCCCCCCGUUAUUUUUGCCGAACCUCUGGCCUGGGGUCGCCCCCCGAGCUGUCAGUGCUGAGCCACGGCGCAGAGCCAGAGCACCACACCCAGCACUUUGCGCUGCGCUGCGGGGCCAGGGUGAGCUCUCAGGGCCAGGACCAGCUCUGCCCGCCGCCCCUCGCCCUGGCACCGCCGGCCCCCCAUGCACUUUAUGAGGAGCAGCUGGGGGCACGGGGCCAUCUCAGGAUCCCACCUGCCCCAAACCCGCAGUGGGGGCUGCAGGAAGAGGGGGGGCAGAGGUUGCUGUCAAGGCCCUUCCCAGGCACUGCGCUCAGGACUCUGCCCCCUCCUGCGGCACCAGGGCCCUGGCGCUGCAAAAAAAAAGAAUAUACCUCUGACGUCUGUCCAUCUGUGUGACCCUCCAUCUGUCCCCAAGCCCUUCCCACUGUCUUGUUGCCCCAUUGUCCGCUGCCAGAACCGACGUGGCACUGAGGUGCCGUAGCCAGGCCAGGGGACAGAGGGGUCGCCCUGCUAUGGUACUGCCUGCGCUGGCUGCUCGUGGUGGGCGUCUGCUGUGGUGGCUGGACCCCCCCACAUCCACCUUGCCUGUCUGGGUGCCAGGGCUGUCCCCACACUGCUGGGACUGGGGAGGCGAGGGUGCUGGGGUGUUUUAGAAAGCUGCCGCCGUGGGGUUUUCACUGCACCUUGAGGCUAAAUGCGGAGGUGCCCUCCUCUGCUGCAGCCCCAGGGUGGGGGGCGAGGCCAUGGGGUGAUGCCUGGGGGGGCUGUGGCAGCAGGGACCCCCCUCAACUCAUCACACAAGUGUUACUAUGCAAAGGCGGCCGCUGCAAGCAGUGCCUGGAGAGAAGCCAUUACAUCCCCAGCUGGGCUCAGCACCCCUGGGCACUGCCCUGUGGGGGCUUCCCCCUUCUAUGCCACACAGAGGUGAGGGACAAAGGGUGGAAGGUACAGAGUCAGGGUUUGGGGAGCAGCUCCCCCUGGCUUUACCCUGUUGCCAUGUGCUGGGGACUGGAGGACUGAUUUUGGGGCGGGGGGGAAGCAGACUUACAGAGGCUGAGUCCCGUGGAAGGCAGUGAGCACAAGGCAAAGGCUGGUGGGAACCUUGGGGUGCCGCUGGCCCCAGCGGGGACUGACCCCCGCGGUUUCAGGGCAUUGUGGCUCUCCAGCUUGGCAUGGGCAUGCGUGUGUGUGUGUGUGUACAUGUGGGUGUGUUUUGGGGGUCCCCUGGUGUUGCCCCCCUCCUGUGCAAGCUGUGGAGCUGCAGCUCAGGGAUGGGGGGCAGUGGGAGAUGUAGGGCCUGUGCUGGGGGGCAGCCUGCACCCCAAACCCUGCACUGGCAGCUGCUCUGGGCAGGGGGAUGUGCGGGCUGUGGGGUUUGUCCAGCAUGUCCUCGUGUCCCCAGAUCUCACCCCACGAAGCUGGAGGGUGGAGGUGACUGUCCUGGCCCCCUCCUGGCCGCCUGGCCGGGGCUGCUGAGCCAAGCUCUAUCCCUGUUUUUGUUUGUUGAUCUGUUUUCUCUCUUCCCCGCUCUUUCCUCCUCGGGAUGACUUGUCCUUCACUUUUUUUCUCUCUGUCUUUCUGAGCUGUGAAUAUUUUUAACCCUGUAAAUACUGUCCAGCUCUUAAAAACACAUAGAAUAUUUUAUCAAUUGUAAAUGAGAUCAGUAAUCCCUGUAUGAUACGAAUUAUCCAUGGAUGGUUUUCAAACUCAGGUUCUAAUGGACCAAAUAAAGUUUUGUUUUUUACUGAA
This is a messenger RNA of Columba livia (rock pigeon), 7374 nucleotides long. RefSeq names its product calpain 15 (gene CAPN15). The record is from RefSeq and is a predicted model, not a curated record. Gene Ontology annotation, molecular function: calcium-dependent cysteine-type endopeptidase activity. Bases 2117 to 5596 code for a protein of 1159 amino acids. Gene Ontology annotation, cellular component: cytoplasm. Lineage: Eukaryota; Metazoa; Chordata; Aves; Columbiformes; Columbidae. The transcript is spliced from 17 exons. Gene Ontology annotation, biological process: proteolysis.